This is a messenger RNA of Pyricularia pennisetigena, 1686 nucleotides long. RefSeq lists its product as uncharacterized. Bases 1 to 1686 code for a protein of 561 amino acids. Gene Ontology annotation, cellular component: membrane. NCBI's taxonomy places the organism in Eukaryota, Fungi, Ascomycota, Sordariomycetes, Magnaporthales, Pyriculariaceae. The record is from RefSeq and is a predicted model, not a curated record. Gene Ontology annotation, molecular function: transmembrane transporter activity. Gene Ontology annotation, biological process: transmembrane transport. The transcript is spliced from 6 exons.
AUGAGCUCUACCGCCACAGAAACCAUUGAACUGCAUGCGUUGGCGGUUACUACAGAUGCUGGCCCAGGGAAGGGACUUCACUCCAUCGCCGGUGAUUUGCCUGGGCUAACUGUAGGCACCGGCGAGAGGAGCGUUGGAAACACUGAUGACUCCGACCGUGUUGAUGGGACUCAUCCGGAACGAGGUAAUGGAAAGUCCUUACUUCGCAUCUCGCUAGCCAUCGGCCAGCCCUCGCUCGUCAAUUUCGCCGUUUCUUUCACCAACGGCAUCAUCACCGUUGCGCUGCCCGCCAUAUCUCGUUCUAUAAACCUUCCCCGCGAGCUCUUCCUAUGGCCAUCCUCGGUCUAUGGUCUCACCUCUGGUGCGGCCCUCCUCCUUGCCGGCAGUAUUGCGGAUCUCACUGGGGCCAAAAGUGUUGAGUUGGUAGGUGUUGGCAUCCUGGCCAUCUUCGCAUUAGCUAGUGGCCUUGCGCAAACCGGACAGCAACUAGUGGCCUUCAGGGCUUUGAUGGGGAUUGGCAUGGCUAUGCAUCUGCCAUCCUCAGUAUCUCUGGUAGCAGCUGCUGUCCCUCGCGGAAGGGCUCGUAAUGUGGGCUUUGCAUUCCUUGGCCUCACGCAGCCUCUCGGCUUCUCUCUCGGACUCAUCCUCGCAGGAGUGCUUCUGCAGAGCUCCGAUGAGGGCUGGAGGCACGCAUUCUUCACAUCGGGCAGCCUGACUGCGGUCGCUGCUAUGGGCGGCUACUGGGUCCUGCCUAGUGUGGAGGCUGCCGCAACCGGUGCCAACAUAUGGUCGAAGAUCAAAGCCGAAGUGGACUGGGUUGGAGUGGGCCUUUCAUCUGCUGGCUUGUCACUGUUUGCCUACGUGCUUGCUAUGCUGAGUGCGGAUCUGAGCGCGAUUCGCACCGGAACAACAGCAACACUUCUUGCUUUAAGCUUGAUGCUCCUCAUUUCAUUCCCCUUUUGGAUGUCAUACAGAACGCGUCACGGAAAGGUGGCCCUGAUCCCCAACUCCCUUUGGCGUAAUAUCCCUUUUACGAGCACGUGUCUUCUGGUGACACUAUCUUGGGGAGCCCUGAACUCGAUCGAGCUAUUCUCCUCGCUCUACUUUCAGGAAAUCCAACAUCACUCGUCACUGACUACUUCGCUGCUCCUCCUGCCAAUGAUCUUGGUCGGCACCCUUGCAAACUUCUCAACGGGUAUAUUCAUCGAUCGACUACCGGCACAAUGGUUGAUAGCAAUAUCAUCCAUGUUGACCGCCGGCACUCCUCUGAUAAUGGCCUUGGUUGACCCUAACCUGAACUACUGGCAUCUGCAAUUCUGGGCACAAGUUCUCGCACCACUGAGCGCAGACAUCCUAUUCACCGUCGGCCUGAUCGUCGUCAGCGAGUCGUUUCCGGAGCAGACGCAAGCCCUGGCCGGUGCUGUCUUCAACACCGUGGCCCAGCUCGGUCUAUCCCUGGGCGUGGGAGUCUGCCAGGUGGUUGCGCUGGGGGUGAGCGCCACGGGAGGCGGCGUGGGCCACGGCGCCAGCGGGGACCAAGACACGGGUGCCCAGAUAGACGUGGCCAGCCUGCUCAGGGGAUACCGCGCCAGUUUCUGGACCAUAUUUGGCUACAUGAUACUUUGUACGGUCGUUGCGAUCGUGGGGCUGCGCAACGUCGGCAAGGUUGGCGUCAAGCGGGACUAA